AUAGCCCAGUUCUUUUAAACAACUUUGGUCGGACACUACAUCUAUAUAGAGACGCUGAAGCCGCAUCCUCACUUGCUUCUCGGAGAUUCGGGAAAUCGGGAAGGUCUACAAAACCAACGUGGUUCAGUUAAUCAGAGAUAACCAACCAUGGCCGGUGGUGGAAAUUUCGUUCACAGAGUGAUGUCAUACCUCGUCAAUGAGCUUCUGGUUGAUAGCCUCGCCAACAGCAAAUCAUUCCAGAGGUUUGCUGUGAGGACAUCAAAGCAGAUGGAUGAGCUUUCAAAUUUGGCUGCCAAGAAGAAGGAACAACUUGCCAAGCAGAUGGAGGAUAUCUCCGAGUCUUUCAAAGACCGAUAAGACAUAAGUGGUGAUCUCAGCUGUCAUCCCCGCCAUCUGUAUACAGCCUUCUUGAUCUGCUGCCAUUAAGAGCUAUAUGGGAGCAAAUAGUGUUUCUACUUUUUCCUUGGGUGCUUCUAAGAUGUGCUUAAUGCACAGUAGUUUUUCACUUAACAUACUUGUAAACCUGAAAUAGUUUGCCUCUUGGUACUCUUCUGAAAUAAAUUGUUAGUUAGCUUGU
Molecule: messenger RNA, 577 nt
Organism: Fragaria vesca subsp. vesca
Lineage: Eukaryota; Viridiplantae; Streptophyta; Magnoliopsida; Rosales; Rosaceae
Exons: 5
Coding region: 148-357 (69 amino acids)
Source: RefSeq, a predicted model, not a curated record